Molecule: messenger RNA, 1195 nt
Organism: Rhinolophus ferrumequinum (greater horseshoe bat)
Lineage: Eukaryota; Metazoa; Chordata; Mammalia; Chiroptera; Rhinolophidae
Gene: CNPY2
Product: canopy FGF signaling regulator 2
Exons: 6
Coding region: 525-1073 (182 amino acids)
Cellular component (GO): endoplasmic reticulum
Source: RefSeq, a predicted model, not a curated record
UAGCAGCGCUUUCUUUCUGAAGGUCCUACCUAGCCCACCUACACCGACCACACACGCUCGCCUGACCACCUCCAUACACCACGCCAGGAUCUGUCCUUCCUUCAAGCCACUCCUAUUCUUCGGCUGACCCCCUGGUGGUCACGUGGACCUGCAAGCCACGCAAGUCUGGGUCCUUCUGCGAUCCAUUGGGGUCCUCGCUGCCUAGGAGCCGCUCGGAUGCUGCCUGUCCGCGCGAGACUUUAGAGGAGCGGGUUUGGGGUCGAUCCCUGGUGUGGGGCUUGCACCGCAGAGCAUCGGAGCCGGGUUUAGGCGCCCACUUAGGGUGCGAGGAUCUGGGUCAGGCGGUCGCCGGGCCACCCCGUGUCUGAAAAGCUCUGGACUGCUCUGGAGAAGCCCGGACAGCCCCGCUCCCCCCUAGCCAGGUGCUAGGUCCAGAGCUGAAGUGAGAGUACGACCGUCUUCCAGCGCCUGGGCCAAGGCGGCGGCCCUGGGAGCAGAGGUGGAGCAACCCCAUUACGUUUAAGAUGAAAGGCUGGGGUUGGCUGGCCCUGCUUCUGGGGGCCCUGCUGGGAACUGCCUGGGCUCGGAGGAGCCAGGAUCUACACUGUGGAGCUUGCAGGGCUCUGGUGGAUGAACUAGAGUGGGAAAUUGCCCAGGUGGAUCCCAAGAAGACCAUUCAGAUGGGCUCUUUCCGAAUCAAUCCAGAUGGCAGCCAGUCAGUGGUGGAGGUGCCUUAUGCUCGCUCAGAGGCCCACCUCACAGAGCUACUAGAGGAGGUAUGUGACCGGAUGAAGGAGUAUGGGGAACAGAUUGAUCCUUCCACCCACCGCAAGAACUAUGUACGUGUAGUGAGCCGGAAUGGAGAAUCCAAUGAACUGGACCUACAGGGCAUCCGAAUUGAUUCAGACAUCAGCGGCACCCUCAAGUUUGCGUGUGAGAGCAUUGUGGAAGAAUAUGAGGAUGAACUCAUUGAAUUCUUCUCCCGAGAGGCUGACAAUGUCAAAGACAAACUCUGUAGUAAGCGAACAGAUCUAUGUGACCAUGCCCUGCACAUAUCGCAUGAUGAGCUAUGAACCAUUGGAGCGGCCCAGACUGACAGGCUUGAUGGAUCACCCCCAGGAGGGGAAGAGGGUGGCAAUGCCUUUUAUAUUAUGUUUUUACUGAAAUGAACUGAAAAAAUAUGAAACUACAAGUA